Messenger RNA from Musca domestica (house fly), 1602 nucleotides. RefSeq lists its product as uncharacterized. The transcript has a single exon. The record is from RefSeq and is a predicted model, not a curated record. Lineage: Eukaryota; Metazoa; Arthropoda; Insecta; Diptera; Muscidae. The coding region runs from base 147 to 1463 and encodes 438 amino acids.
UCAAGUAUAAAUAGUUGAUUCUUAAAAUUCAAAACGUUUCGGAAAACAAAUUUCACAGCGCAAAAGAGAAUGUAAACCAACGGUUGCUGGCAGCAAAGCGGCACAAAACUGAGAAAAAAAGAGGAGGAGGUUAACGAAAACAGGCCAUGACGGUUGUAAGCAAUAGGCAGCUGUAUAUUUAUACCAUUGGAUUGCUGAUCGUGUGGGUGAUUGUGCUGACAACGGCCAGUAGUAGUGCCGGUGGAGGCAAUCUCCGAUCCCUUCAACUCCUUGAGGAGGAUGAAAAGAAAAACAUCAAAAAUUGCCAGGCGCUGUGUGAGCACUGCGGCUGUUUGAAUUUCUAUUGUGGCGAGGAGUGUUUGUGUGAGUGUAACGAGGAGAAUUCCAACAGCAAAUGUAUUUUGGAAAUGCAAAAGAAUGCCAGGAUCAAAAAAAUGCCAUUUGAGCUACUGAUCCAGGGACCAUCGUUGAAUGAAUUCGUAAAAAAUGCCUGGAAAUAUGAAGAGAGGAAAUUUGGUGGUGGCCAUCAGGGGAGGAACUUAGUGCAAAGGAGACGCUCAACGGUGACCAUAUAUCGGCCAGAUGUGAAUAGCAGUGUAAUGAGUAAAACCAAGCUGUUGAGUGACAUCAAAAUCAAGGGCUUGGGGGAGAGGACGAAACGUGAGGCAGGAGCCAGCCAAGAUGAAAAUAAUAGCAAUCAUCAUCAGUUUGAAUGGUUCAGUGAUUUGACCCAUAAUCUAGUAAAACCCGCCCCUUUGGGAGGACGUAACCGAAAGCAGGAGGAACUCCCGCCACAGAGAACGGAAAAACCCAAGGUUAGCAAAGUCUCGACGGGUUUGGAUAAAUCAUGGUUUAUGGAUAGCAUACCCAACAUUUUAACGCCUGCUCCGCUCUCCAAGCGUUUGGGUGGCUCUCUCCUUGGGGACACUAGCUCGGAGGAUAAAAAUGAACAAGAAAUGCCCGGAAGGACUUCCAAGUCGACAUUGUUUUCCCAACCUCAGGAUAAUUUAAAGAACUUGGGUAAGGAACUGGCCAAUGCCUUGGGUUUGAGGCAGCAAAAAAUCAAAGAAGACAACGACGAUGUAGAGGAGGACAAAAAUGAACCAUCGAAGAAAAAUCUAUCGGCUCAAAUCUUUCGCCGCAAAUUGGAGGAAAUUGGCCGGGAACGAAAAAACAAAGAAAAAGAGGAGGAGUUCAGGAGAAAAAUGGCUGAAUUUAGGAACCCCAAAGCAAAUAGAAAUCCGCGAAGGAAGGAACAGCAAUCGUUACGUUCCAAAUUAUUCAAAACAAUUCAGGAAGAUGAUGAACAAGAAGAAGAGGAGGACGAUUUGGUCUCGGGUGAUAACAAGGAAGGGGAAGUUGGGGCAGAAAAGCCUUUGGAAGAAAGACAGCCACUAUUUCGCCUACCCUGGUGGCAGCCGGAACGUUUCUUUCGCAAAGUUCAAUAUGUUUUGAAGACAUAGAAGGAUUGGAGUUUGAUUUUUUUAAAGAUUAAAGAUUAAAGAGAGGCAGCCACUAUUUCGCCUACCCUGGUGGCAGCCGAAAAAUUUCUUUCGGAAAGUUCAGUAUGUUUUGAAGCCAUAAAAGGAUUUUAGUUUCACU